AUGGAAGCCACAGAAUUUGAUGCUAGUCUCGGGGGAACAGAAAAUCUUCCCAACACGGCUAAUAGUUUUAAAUUUGCGGCAUCGAGAAGUAUUGAAAUAACUGCAAUGACUGAAAGUAUAUUACGACCCAACAAAACAAAGCUGAUAUUUCAAUCAUUACCCGUUCAUAUGCGGCGUAGAGUAAUGAGCCACAACUGUAAAAGAUUACCUAGAAGACUGCGCGAGGGACACAUGGAACAACUAAAGAAGAGUGGACUGCCACCUAAACAAAAGCGUCCCUCGAGAAAAUACAGACGUCGCCCAGCAAACCUUCUAGAGGAAUACACACGAAGGCAAAGAAGAAUUACAUGGUUGGAAACUCAUAUUUGGCAUGCUAAAAGAUUUCAUAUGACUGAACGAUGGGGUUAUCGAUUAGCUCAUAGACCAUGUGAUAAAGCAUUUAGAGCAUGCUACAGAGCCACUUCAGCUCAUUGUCUCCUCCAAGACAUCUCCUAUUUUGUACCCAUAUUGAUUAAAGGCUCCAUUGAAAGCAUAGAAAAUAUGUUUAAUUUACUUUGUAGUAAAACCUGUGGAUUAGGUGUUUCAGCUAAAGCUUUUAUGUCUGGAAAUAGAGCUGGAUCUUUUAAUAUGUUUAAACCACAGUCAUACCCAUUUGGAUAUAUUGGUAAAGUUGAAUUUCAAUGGGUAUAUACAAAUGAGAUACCAGAUCUUGUAAUAUUUGUUCAUCCGUCACAAAUUAAAGAAGUUGAGGCAUCUUUUUCAACAAUAAUCCUUAGUGAAGAUUCAAAACUUUUAAAAGAUAGCAAAAGAAUUAAAUUAUCACAAAACUUAUCUGACAUUUCUAUUAAUGUAUUAUAUGGGCAAUUUAAUCGAUUUAGGCUGACUGGACCAAAAAGUCAUGCUAUCCUUACUCAUUCUUUGAAAACUGUUAAUAAUAUCAAAUUAUCCUCAGAAUGGGUUUGCAAAACUAAAAAUUUUGAUUUACAUCUACAGGAAAAACAUGAAUAUUGGUCAAAUAUUAGUAAUUUGUCCUCACCAUCACAGUUACCCUCAAGAAUAAUCAUUGGUUUAAUAGUUAAAGAUCCUCGUUGGAGUCGGCCCAAGAAGAGAACCAAAGCAGAAGCUGCCAUAACACCUACAAAUAUAGAAAUUUUAACUAAUAUACCAAAAUAUGCAUCCUCUUCACCCUUAUGGCAAACAAAUGUUCGAGAAAUUAUAAAGAAAAAUGUAAUCACAAAUGGUAAAUUCAUAGAACAUGUCACUAAAACACAAUUAGUGCCUGGAGAAACUAAUGAAGAUGAUCCUGCAUUACAAAAUAUUCCUGUUGUGUUAAUACAAAGACCUGGUUCACAAAAUUCCACUUAUAAAAAAAUUGGAUAUGGCAGUGGAUGGGACAUCAUAUUACCUUCAGGAUAUGGGCUUCCAUUUUGGUUAACUCUCAUAAUGUUUGGUGCAAGACCCGGUGGUCUGCGAGAAACUGAACACUUGUCUCAUGAAAAGGGGGAGACCUAUUUGUGCCCAGAUUCAAAAUCUGGUACAUUAGAGGAAGAAAGAAUUGAACUACAAUUAAAAGAACAUUAUUUUAAGAGACCACCAAGUAAAAGAGUCAACUUUAUUAAACUAGGUAUUUUGAGCCCAUUUCGAUGUCCCUGGACGAUAUUAUUACAAGAUUGGAGUAGUUGUGCCUGUGAUAAUUUUUUUAUUCUGAGAGAAACAAAUAUAAUUAAUGAAUUACAGAACUGCCUUAACAAGAAAACCCCAUUUAUUACUUCAUUUCCUAAUGAAAAUUCUUGUUUGGUUGCGGUUUAUCUACAAACUGAAGGAAAAGGUCUUAUAAAGGAUCAUGCUAUAAUAUGUAUGCCAAACUUUGGUGACUUUAAAUCAAAUAGAGUUCUGCAGGAACCACAACAUGAAGAUAAAAAUGCUAAAAUAAGGAAAGAGAAACGACUAGAACAUCGGAAAUUGUUGAAGAAAAUAAGAAGAGCUCAGAUAAAAUUGAAGAAGAAGAUGACUGAAAAAAUUACAAAACCAAAAACGAAAUCUAAGGAACCUUCAGAAUAUGUGAAAAGUAUGAGAGAUUUGUGGUUGACAUCUUUUGACAGCGUAAGGCACGCAUGUGUUAGACAAACUAUGGGUUAUGUCACUAAGGGUGCAUUUAGUUUCACUGAAGCCAAAGGUUGUGCAGUAGGAUAUAUUGCAUUUAGCGCUCUUAAAUAUCUCAUUGACAGUAAAUUUAAUAAGAUUUUAGUAAGAAAUACGACUUCAAAUAAAUAUAGUGUAGCAAAUAUUCAGUUAAUAAACAAUAUCUAA
Molecule: messenger RNA, 2310 nt
Organism: Pieris macdunnoughi
Lineage: Eukaryota; Metazoa; Arthropoda; Insecta; Lepidoptera; Pieridae
Source: the annotation of a GenBank genome assembly